UCACACAAUUCAGUGACAUGUUUUUAUGCAUACCGUUCACAUGUAUUUUUAAAGCCUGUUUUUGAACAGUUUAGUGGUGUGAAAGACACAAACUACCUCGGAAAAUCUAGGACUAAAUUUUUUUCCAACAAGGCCGCCAACAACAAUAGAAGGAACAUGUUAUAAAAUGGCUGGGUUAAAUAAUGAGACAGUUGAAGAAAAUGCCACCGAAAACACAACGGAGGUGGUCCCUGAGAUGUAUCACCACUUAACCCUCUAUAUCGGUGUCAGCGUGGGUGCUGGGAUUGCAGUCUGCCUCAUCAUUAUUCUCGCCAUCGUCUGUUACAAACGCAGGCUUCACAUUCGGUAUGGCGGAGACAGAAGAUCCAGUUCGAGACGACUGUUUCUACGUGGAUUUAGCACUGUUUCCCAGCGUGGUGUUAUAGACAGUACUGCAGAGUUCGAAAUUUCCAACAUACAUGGGGGAACCAGCGUAUCAAGUAGUGUUGAUAAUAGACCAACUUCCGGUGGUUCAAAAUCUGGACAGUUGCCUAAGAAACCUUUGAGAAAAAAGACUCGGACCUCAUCUUCGGCUGUGCGUUACGAGAAUGUGGCCGUUGACCCCAAAUGUGGUAUUGUGGUUAAAAGCACUAGUUUGGAAUCGGAUAUACCGUACAUGGACCGAACUUUAGAGAGCAGGUUGUCGUUCGAUGGUGAACUGCAUGACGAGGUGUUUGAAUAAAUGAAGUUCUAUGGUCAUGUAGACUGAUGUGAUGUAUGAUUUAUCGUUGUAAUUCCAAUACAGAUGUUAUAAUAAGAACAUGCGGAUCAUACUGUCCGCAAAAGACAGUUCAACCACGACAAAGCGUUUGCAAAACCACACACUAGAUUAGUUAAAUAUUCUUGUGAAUAUAAUGAUUGACGCAAUUAGA
Molecule: messenger RNA, 911 nt
Organism: Mya arenaria
Lineage: Eukaryota; Metazoa; Mollusca; Bivalvia; Myida; Myidae
Exons: 4
Coding region: 167-721 (184 amino acids)
Source: RefSeq, a predicted model, not a curated record